GAAAGUCCACAUUUGCAAUCCGAAUUCAAAGCGCUCCAAGACAGCGCCAAGAGUAAGAUCGACCAGAUCGAGAAGUUCUGCGACGCUUCUGAUGCUCCAAAUAUUAAUGAGUUUGAGUUGGUGCUCUUCGAGAACCAGAAGGAAGUUUUGAGGAGGUUGGACGCUGCAGUGCAGGGUCACCGCGACGCUAUCAAGGCUCGACUCGUUCGAAGAGCAAAGACGAUCGCGGAACGGGUGUUGUCGAGGACGAGGGGCUUCAACGACUGGGAACUGAAGGCCCUCGCGGGGGAGGUCGCGCGUUUGCAGCUCUUCGGUCUCUACUGGAAGCUCCAGGAGGGGGAAGCGAACCGCUUCGCUGAAGCCAGGGAACACAUUCGGAAAGCAGAGGCUCGGCUUUUCUGUCGGGAAAUAUUCACGGAUGCCAUGAAUGAAGCGGUUCGCAGGGCCUUGGAUGCUGCAUCUCGCAUCUGCGGAGAGUCAGGCAUCUCGAAUCACGAACGAAUCAUGGUUUUGCAGGCCAUGCAUCUCGGCCAAGGGCUCUGGCAUAAGUGUCCCAAUGGCCACAUUUAUGCGACCGAGGACCGAGGGAGAGCCAUGCAAGAAUCGAAAUGCAAAGAAUGCGGGGACAAUGAUCGACGGGACUAACCAUCAGCUGCCUCCAGAAUUGCAAUCGCCCUCCUAAUGUCGCUUCUGGUUUCGGUGUGAGCGUGUGUUAUAAAAUGGGCACAAUGUGUUUCAGCUAUUUAUUGUUAUUAAUCG
Messenger RNA from Darwinula stevensoni, 759 nucleotides. NCBI's taxonomy places the organism in Eukaryota, Metazoa, Arthropoda, Ostracoda, Podocopida, Darwinulidae. The record is from the annotation of a GenBank genome assembly.